Molecule: messenger RNA, 1452 nt
Organism: Fusarium keratoplasticum
Lineage: Eukaryota; Fungi; Ascomycota; Sordariomycetes; Hypocreales; Nectriaceae
Product: Homeobox domain-containing protein
Exons: 3
Coding region: 1-1452 (483 amino acids)
Biological process (GO): regulation of transcription by RNA polymerase II
Molecular function (GO): RNA polymerase II transcription regulatory region sequence-specific DNA binding; DNA-binding transcription factor activity, RNA polymerase II-specific
Source: RefSeq, a predicted model, not a curated record
AUGCUUGUCACCAGGCAAUACGACACGGAGCAUAGCCAUUGGCCUUUUAGCAAAUACGACCCGUCUCGCAAUCCGGCAAGCCCACGCAUGUCGAACCCUUACGAUGUUCAUGUCGAGUUGCCGGCGCCAUCCAGUUGGCAAGGCCAGCACUCGGGCACUGCCCACAGCGGGAAUGGGCUUGCCCAACCUUUUGGGCAACGGAGCGAUGAAACACAGCCUGCACAAUCGCGACAGCCUGCGGGAGGUAGAGGCAAUGCCCUUGGCAUUCAUGUGAGGCGCGAGACGAACCAGAUACAUGCUCCUGCCUCGAUCAUGACAGACCAGCGUGGACUGCCUUCAGAAGUACGGCACUCGAACCUUCAGGAUGGGGGUUAUGGAGCAAGGUUCAGCACAUCAGCUCGAGAGAACCCCAUCACCGCAGAGUCUGGAAAGGCACAGGCGGGAAAGGCAAACUCUCUGAAGGAUGAUGACGAGGAUGAUUUGGAUGAGGAAGACAUGCUUGAUGGAGAGGGAGACAACCCUGCCCAAACUGCGGCGGAACGCGCAGCAGCUCGCCGCAAGAUGAAGAGGUUCAGACUUACCCAUCAGCAAACUCGAUUUCUUAUGAGCGAGUUUGCAAAGCAGCCACACCCUGAUGCCGCGCACCGGGAGCGUCUGUCGAGAGAAAUUCCCGGACUCAGCCCACGACAAGUUCAGGUCUGGUUCCAGAAUCGACGUGCCAAGAUCAAGCGUCUCAACGCUGACGACCGCGACCGAAUGAUUAAGAUGAGAGCAGUCCCCGAGGGAUUUGACAACGUUCAGGCACUCCAUUCGCCAUACGGAGCUGUUCAUGGCAUGAACACCCCGUUGUCGGCUCCAGGGCAAUUCAACACCCAGUCGUAUGCACAGCACAUGAUGAGGCCGCUGAUCGUCGAUGUACGGAGGACUGAGGCGAGCGAGCAUGCCUCCCCGACCAGCCUGACUCCUGGAUUUGGGGGGCUUGGGUACAGCCCUGCUGGGAGCAUGAACAGUCCUAGCAUUGUCUCACCGCUCUCUCCAGCUUCGAGCGACCGAUAUGCCUAUGGCGGGCACUUCUCUGCUCCCCUCACAGCGAGCCCCAGGACAUCGCACCCCUUUGGACAACAUGGCCUCGACGCCCCUAUCGAAAUCAACCGGCCAAGCCCUCACCCUAUCCAGCCUCCCCUGCUCCGUGACACCAUGUCCAGAGCCAGGUCAGAGUCGUCACAAUCACCACUGCGUUCGACCAUGUCAUGGAAGGGAGACACAAUCGACUAUUCCUACCGAGGAGCAAACACGAGCCCAAGCCUUGCCGACCGACACACUCCUCUGUAUCAGCCUGCCCCCAUAGCGCAGUCCUCUGGUGGUAUGGAUACUUACGCUGUGAACUCGAUGCCUGGGAGCAGGGCUUCGCCCGUGCCCCAGGCCCCAAGCCGCGAAGUUGAAAGGGCUUGA